Molecule: messenger RNA, 731 nt
Organism: Cydia amplana
Lineage: Eukaryota; Metazoa; Arthropoda; Insecta; Lepidoptera; Tortricidae
Gene: BmDJ-1beta
Product: protein dj-1beta-like
Exons: 6
Coding region: 39-731 (230 amino acids)
Biological process (GO): response to oxidative stress; glycolate biosynthetic process; glyoxal metabolic process
Cellular component (GO): cytoplasm; nucleus; mitochondrion
Source: RefSeq, a predicted model, not a curated record
UGUUUUGACCUUUAAAAAGUUACAACUGUCAAAUAUUAAUGUAUUUAGCCCGGAAAGUUCUUUCGCAAACAUCACCUAUCUUAACAAAGUUUGUGGCAAAUAAGCAAGCACCUAUUAUUUCAAGUGGACUUAGCAUCUUCGAGAAAAGGUUCUCUCGCAACAUGUCGAAGACAGCCCUAGUGAUCCUGGCGCAGGGAGCCGAGGAGAUGGAAACCGUUAUCACUGUUGACAUGCUCAGGAGGGGCGGUGUGACCGUCACAAUAGCUGGUCUCGAUGGAAGCGCCCCCGUGCUGUGCUCUCGCCAAGUGACUCUCGUCCCGGAUAAGGCUUUAGCUGAUGCUUUGGCCGACACUCCUCAAUAUGAUGCGGUGAUCCUUCCCGGAGGUCUCGAAGGGUCCGACCGGCUCUCCAAGUCCUCAGUCGUGGGGACCCUGCUCAAGGAGCACGAGAAAGCUGGGAAAAUCGUCGCUGCCAUCUGCGCUGCUCCAACAGCGUUCGUGGCUCAUGGCAUUGGUCACGGAAAACGCGUGACGUCAUACCCCACGACCAAAGACAAGAUCACCGGAGACUACACCUACGUAGAGGGGGAGAGAGUGGUCGUAGACGGCAACCUGGUUACCAGCAGGGGUCCCGGCACAGCCUAUUGGUUUGGUUUGUCUCUGAUCGAGCUGCUGGUCGGUAAAGAAAAGGCAGACCAAGUGGAAAAAGGCAUGGUCAUCAGCUCUUACUAA